AUGGGCCUGACUCGUUCAUGGCAGCGCCCCACAACAUGGAACUCUGCGAUCGACGCUUUAGCAUGUCUCGAGUUGGAAGGCUUAGAAACUUCCCCACGCGCAGUGGGGGGAGCUGCAGCCCGGCUGGCGAAGCAGGGGCAAUGGGUGAGGCUGUUGGAGCUGUUGGUGAUCAAAAGUUCCAAAAACUUCCAACCAGAUCUGAGGAUUGCUGGCUGCUGUCUCUGGAGCCCCUGGCCCCAUGCCCUGCAUCUGCUGGCGCACCUGGCGUCGAACCUGGCCGCGGCCAGCGAUGCGGUGCUGCACAGCAGCGCCAUGAAGACAUUGGGGAAGCGCUGGCGACGAGUGCUGAGGCUGUUGGAGGAGCCCGGCUACCAGCUGAACCACAUCCACCUGAGUCUCCUUAUGGUAUCCUCCAGCCACGACAGCCACGACAGCCACGACGGCCCCGACGGCCACGACACCUGGCGCCUGGCGACAUCUCUGCUGCCUUGGUGGCGACAGCGGGGCGCCGCUGAUGGACCCAUGGUGAGCUCUGGCAUCGCUGCGUGCAACCAGGGAAGGCAAUGGCAGUUGGGUGCCGCAAUCUUUCAGGAGAACAGGAUGCCUGGAAGAUCCCGGGCCACCUCUGAAGUCAUUGGAGCCUUUGACUUAGGUCCCAGGCAGUGGCCCUGCAGCCUGGCCCUUUUUGCUUCCCUCUGCCACUGGCGCGGAAGCGUCAGAAGCGUCGACGUCGCCUGCCUCACGCGUGCCGUGGGCAGCGCGGAGCGGCAGAGCGCCUGGCGAAUUUCCUUGGACCUCCUUGCAAGAGGUCAGCAGUUCACUUGGGACUUGCUGACCUUCAAUCUGGCACUGAACGUCUAUGGUCGAAGCAACUGGCGAUCCGCCCUGGCGCUACUUUUCUCAACGUCUGAUGGUCCCUCACCGGAUGCCGUGUCCUAUGGCUGCCUGGUGCAGACCUGUUGCAGGGCGCAGGAGAUGGAGAAAGCCCAAGAGUUGGUGAAGGAAGCCGACAGCCAAGGUGCCUUGAGCCCCGUCACCUGGACCCUCCUGGCCUUGGGCGCACGCUGGUCCUCCGCCGCCCAGCUGCUGGCGGCCGCGCGGCAGCGGCGCCAGGUGGACGCCACGCUGCACCGGGCGGUGAUGAGUUCUUGCGAGGCACCUGGUCGCUGGCGUGAAGCACUUCAACUGCUGCAGCAGCUAGCCCCUGCCGACGCCACUGCGGUGGCUUUUGGCUCCAGCAUUGCGGCUUGUGGAGUUCCAACGUGGAAGGAAGCCUUGAGCCUGUUGGAAGUGGCAGAAACCAGGCUUGUGCCGGUGGCAUCCAUACAACUGGCCGCCGCCCUCAAGACAGUUCUGCGCUGGCGGGUGGUGCUGGCACUGGAGGAUGCCUAUCACUGCGGGGACAUCAUCAGUUGCGAGCUGGCAGUCUCCAGCGCCGUGCUCGGAAGAUCCUUUGUGCCCAUUGGAAGGCUCUUGGAUGAAGCGACAGACUCAUCCUUGGCGUUGAUGAACUACCUCAUGGGCUGUAAUUUCCCUUCUGGCGCUGCUGGAAGCAGAAGAGUUGUGGCAGAUGGAUCAAAAUGGUGCGGAUAG
This is a messenger RNA of Cladocopium goreaui, 1593 nucleotides long. NCBI's taxonomy places the organism in Eukaryota, Dinophyceae, Suessiales, Symbiodiniaceae. The record is from the annotation of a GenBank genome assembly.